This is a messenger RNA of Xyrichtys novacula (pearly razorfish), 10045 nucleotides long. The record is from the annotation of a GenBank genome assembly. Lineage: Eukaryota; Metazoa; Chordata; Actinopteri; Labriformes; Labridae.
AGAAGUUCAAAGUUCAUGUUUUGGGUCCGCCAAUCGGAGGUAAUGCGGAAACUUAUUGCGUUUUGUAAAUGUGGUUUUCUAUCUUUGGGUCCGCCAUCUUGGCGCUGCAUCUGGGUACUCUUGGGAUAUUUGACUCUAACUUUGUUUGUUAUUGAACCCACAGCCUGUAUUAGUAUUUAGUGCAUUAAUGGGGAACCAUACAGUCUGUGUGGGGAACACGCUGAGUUGUGUUGUCGCUUCACUCUCGGCAUAUUCUGUGUAUUUGUUUUACGUCCAUAUUUACUCUUCACAUACGGCGCUGAGAAACAAUGUUCUCCACAAUAAGAGUCUGCCGAGUUUAGUUUAUCUGUAUCUGAAAUAUCUGAUCAAAACUCUCAAACGACGGAGGACAGGACACCUGUACACGGUAUCCAGUAACAAAUGUGAAGUUGUUUACACGGCCAUCGAUUGCAGGUUAGUUUAGUGUCACUCCUUCAUAAAUUUGAAUGUAAAGGAUUUCAAAAUAAAAGUCUUAACAGCUACAGCACUUGUCUCUCUAAGGUUUGAGGUUCCCCUGCUAAGGAAGUUCUGCAGUGCAGCAGGUUAUGGUUGGGAUUAUCCAGACACUGAGUUCAGGGACACCCCGCUGUGCUUCCCUGAGUUCCUGUGUCACAGACUGCUGCUCAUGGUCCUCACUGAUGGAAAGUUCAGGCUCAGCCCUGCAGGUAAGACCUGGAACAGGUUUGGCUUGUAGAUAGCCUAUGUCAUUCAAAACUAGCAGUAAAAGCAUUGUUAUGAACAGUACCAGAAAAAAUAUCACAAUUUUCGUGAUAUUGCAUGGUGUUGAUUCCUUUACAGGUCUGGUUCGUGUCCGACAGAGUUUAAAAACACUUCAGCCUGUCGAUGAACUGAAGAAGGGCCCGUUCAUGCUGCAGGUGCAAGUCCAAGAGUACAGGGAGCUUGAUGCAGGAGUGGAGGUUGAUAUCUGUCUGUGUGCCACUUCUCGUACUGGAUGUCCAGUGUGGGAGAGUGUCCUGACAUUACUGUCCAAGAGGAAGCUCCAUAAUAAUAGCAGAAAUGAAAAUCCAGGUGAGACAUCUGAUAAUUUCAUUAGCCAUUUUAUUUAUGAAUCUCUUAAAACAGCAGCUCUGUGUUGUGUUCAUUCAGAGCAACGUACAUAGGUGCUGAAUCUAGUUUGUCCUUGUUUUGACAGACCAACCUAAUGAGCCUGCACCAGAAAAUGUGAAGCAGGUAAAGCUACGAAUUCCCAGGACUGCUGGUCUGCAGUGUAUGUGGUCCUACUCUGCCUUCUCCCCCUAUCGGCUCCUCUUUCUACCAACCUGCCUCUUUGGUCGAUUGCAGUCCACCCCAAAUCUGUGGAUGCUGUCAGUCUGCCUCGCUGAAGUAGAAAAGCACAAAGGUAAUUUGUUUAAACCAAACCAAUCUAAUCUGCAGAGUUUUUCCACAACAUACAUAAAAUUUUCAGUUUCAUUUCCUAUGAUGACAGAUCUCUUCUCUCUUCUUGUUGUUUUGUGUUACCAGGGGUAGAAGUCAUCACAACUCCGGUCAACAUCAGCGUCCAGUUUAGGGAGCCUCUGUCAUUACGAAGCAGAGUAACCCUCAGGUUCUGGGAGACCACUAACGACAGGAGUCAGUCUUCUACCCAGAGCCUCAGCUUCCUCGUGCAACCGCAUGGGAGCAACACAUCUCACAUGAUAGGAUCGAUUUCUCGGUCGUUAUGAAAGCAGAAGGUAGAAAUUUGUGAUCAUAUCUAAACGUGAAUUUGCUAUCGCACUGAUCUGAUGUUGAUAAAGUCUGAACUCAUUCAAAGCAGCAGACUUUGAGUGAAUUUCUCAUUAUUUCAUGAUCUCAAUAUUGAAAUUCACUUUUGUUUACCGUUUGCCUGUGGUCAAAAUCUUUUAAUGAAGAGGUGUUCACAAAUGUUUGAGUGUAAAUGUGUGUGUAAAUAUGAUCAGGUAUUUUCCUGUACAUUUGCCAGUAAGAUUUGAAAUUGCAAAAUUAAAUUUAACACACCAAGAUUUAAAUUAUACUGAAUGUAUUUUGCCUUUAUUUAGGAUUAGCCAUUUUGUAAAAGACAACAACUUAGACAAAAUCUACAUACAUGUGCAGGACUGUAAACAACUCUUAAAGAUCCAUUGACUCAGCACCACACCUCACUGACACUAAUAAAUGUAGUAUUAUCAGAGCAAUUAAAGGUUCUGCACGUCAUGAUUCAAAGUUAUGUGUGUCAUAUAUUUCUGUCAAUAAUGUGCAACAUGCGCCAACAAAAUUUGUCAGUCAAGCCCAAGUUUAGACCAUACUGUUGAUUUAUUAUCUACAAAGUCCCAACAUGACCCACUCUUAUCUUGUCUUAUCCUCCUGGAGCAGAAUGCAGCAUUUAGGUGAUAGAAACAACCAAAAUGAAUAAGUAUGCGUUACAAAAACACAAAUCGAUAGUGAGCCUUUUUUAAUAAGUCUGUAUUUGGCAGUAUUUUUAUCAACUUAAACACGUGGGACAGUAUGUAGAUGCAGUUUGACACCUUAGAGAAUGAUUUUAAAAAAGCUAAUCAACAUUUAAAUUGUCCCUUCUGUCUAUUUCAUCAAGCUUGUGCAGAAUCUAUCACCUUAAUAAACUAGCUUUGGAGCUUUUUUACAAAUCUAUAUGUGUUUAAAACAAAUAAGUACAGUUUGCAAAUGUAUGAAACUUUGAUCAGUUUUGAACAAUGAACUGAGCAAACGUAGCUAAUCCCCUCUUUGAGUCUCUUUGUUUAAAUGAAUUUAUUAGCAGUAAGUGUUGUUGUAACGUGGAAGAGAAGUGUUAUUGAUCUCUUGUCCCUGAAAAGUGAAGCUACGCCCGUGAACCGAGAAACAUAGAAGCUUUGGAGGGAUUCAGUUUGAGGAUUUUAUUUGUAGAGCUUUGAGCUGUAGGUUUCAUAGAGCCGCAGUACAAAAGCAGUUUGUAAUGUUACAUGUCUUUGAGUUGACAAUACUGGGCUAAUGCAGUCACCAUCCCCGCAGGGAGCAAAGUCUUUUCAAUAUUUGAUUCCUCUGAUAUUCCUGUUCGCAGCUUUCAUGUAUGUGGAGGUCUGUCCUCCUGUAUUAUUUAGAGAAACACAUUCAGUGCAUGGGACUGAGAGAAGUGGCUUUUCAUGCAUCGCUGCAACAUUUCAUAAAGACAAUUCUGGCAUAAAUUCUUGUAUUCAAGAAGAGGAGAAAAAGAGCUUUAAUUUGGUCUCCUAAGAUGAUCUGAAAAGGUUAAAAUAGACAUUUUUAAUAAUCAUUAGAAAAGGAAACAACCCCUCGAGGUCAUUGUUUUUUUUUAAAUGAUCGAAAACAGCAUUUCAUCAUUUACACAGGAUUUGAUAGUAACAGUGAAAGGAGCUAAAAACAUGUUGUUUGGCAGGUUCUUUUACUAUUUCUAAUUAAAGCCAAGCAAAUACAAAUGUGAGGCAGAAACCUCCAGCAGAACCAGACUCAUGUUAGACAGUCAUCUGCUGCUACUGUGUUAGGUUAAAGGGAUAUUCUGGCGUAAAAAACAAUUUAGGGUCAAACACACCGUAACACCAAGUUAGACACCCCAUCAAAAGAUGGGGUUGAUGAAGUUAGGUGCUGUUCUGAGCAUUAUUUGUGGCUAUAGAGUGGCGUUUUGAUUGAGGUUUAUGUGUGGAUCCAUAGGUUGAAGCAUAGUUGAAGCAGCUGGGAAGCAGGCAGGUCCACAGCAGAAAAACGUCUGCAGCAGCGAUCCAGAGGAAGCGACAGCAUGAUGGAGCUCAGAGACUCCCAGAGAAGACUGUGUGUUAGUGACUCUAAUGGGACAUGAUGAUUCAAAGGUAAUGACACAAACGGAAAGAGGGAAAGAUACUCAGUGUGCCAGUAUCACAACUCUAUAGCAGUAUAACUGAGUUGGUCCAGACCAGGAUUGCUUUAAACCUACUCUUAGAGGUAGAGAGGGAGACCAUGAAGAUCUUUGUAGGUCAGAAGAAGAAUUUUAAAUCAAAUGGGGAGCCAGUGUAGAGAAGCUAAUACAGUGGAGAUGUUUCGUAGUUCAGACUGUGUCCAGGUGUGAAUAUGUGCUGCUGUAUAAACGCGAAGGUCAUUCUACUUGCGUAAAAAAAAGCACGAGUUCAGCAAAAGCCCGAAUAACAAAAUCAGCAAUCAGCGAAUCAUCCAGAGACUGGCUCCUGCACACUGUGAGCGGUUGUAGUUUGUACGAUGGGGGAGGGUGUGUGUGUGUGUGUGAAGAGUCUCUGUUUGUAGAUGCUCAGGAGGAGGAGGAGAAAUCAGUUUCACCAGCUGUACUACAGAUCAGAUCAGAGGGACACACGCUGGGUCAUCCCACCCCUGCCAUGUGAUUUUCAUUACAGCAACUCUGGGAAGAGUUCAGCCGUGGAGAGUUUGAGGUAAAUACUUCUUUUUUUUUUUACUUUUAUAUCUUGAUAUGAACUCUAUUAUCACUGUAUGUAUGCUCCUGUGUGGUUUAUUGUUUGGUAUUGCUUCACUGUGAAGCUAAACCGUCUCAUUACCUUGAUGGCCAUGUUGUGUAACUACUGUACGGUGCCAUAAAUUCAUAUUGUUUGUCACCAAAAUGAAGGUUUUCUUUAAUCCUACCCUAGAUGUGAAAGGAAAGCUUUAUUUAGAUGCUUUAACUUAAGGUUUGUGCAAAUUCUUAUAGUAAGACAAAAGCUGAAUGGUUCAUUUUAGACAGUAUAGUUCAAUAAUCUGUCUUUUAAGGAUAUAAACAUUAACUGUAUAAACUCACAAUGGAAUUAUUGUACUAUUUAUCCUCGUUUAGUCUGUUUCCACAGUUCCUGCUGUGACAAAAACAUCCACCAGGCAGGCGAAACCACAGCCAUAAUGCACCGAGUGUGUUUAAAUCCAAUCUAUUUUUCAUCCGUUGUUGCUCAGUCACCAUCACCAGCUGGAGUGCAGCACGCUUGUGCUUGUUGUAACAUGUACAUUGCUGUUAUUAUUCAUUUAUAGAGUCCCUAUUCUGUCAUGCAUACGAGCCAGUCAAGUGGAAGAGGGUCAGUCAGUUUAGCUUCUGUGCAAAAGGUAUUGAAUUUGACGCAGAGAGAUAUGAAGUCAGAGUUCUCCUUCUCUGUUUGUCUCACUGUGAUUUAUCUGCCACAUCUGCAGUUUUCAGAAAUACGACUGUCCUCUAAUGCAGCAGUAUGUAGUGUGUCUUUAAAAUGCCCAAAAUUACAACUGAACUUGUUUUGAAGUCAUUCAGAGUGAUGCAUUCAUCCCAUUUAUCUCAGAUGUUGUCUCUGCGGGCAAGGAGAGUGUGCGAGUGUUUAAAGAGAUGACACACACUCUCUCUCACACUCACACACACACGCUACAUCCCUGGUUAGAGCACUUUAGAGGAGUUCAUCUGUCUCCCUCUUCAAAGAGCCGAUCCUCUGGGAUUUGAAGUUAUUUUUUGCUUCUUUUAAAAGUACCUGCUUCAUUUAUUUAUUCAGAGGCCGUGACUAAAUGACAGCUUCUUCUCUUCUGCUGUUCAAACAACAACUCCACCACCUCACCUACUACUACCUGUCCCAGUUGCUGAGCUGUGAAAGACGUGAAUAACAUUAAUACUGCAGCUGCACAAUAGUAGAAGAUGAUGCUGUGAGUUACUACGAACUGUGCAAUGGAGAAGAAACACAUAAAACUUUAACAAAUUCAAUAUAAAUGAAAACAAUCAUGAUGGUUCAAUAUUUUCUAUAAUAAAACAGUGUGCUGCAAAAGUGGUGGGCCUCAGCUUGUCACUUACCUCCACUCUGACAGGUCAAAUGGGUGAUAAAUUGAGACUUUGGGUUCAAACUUUAGCACUUGGACUCUUCUACUACAGAGUGGUUUGGUUUUGGUAUUGUCUUGCUGGAACAUGCAGAGUCCCACCCAGGCUGAAGGAGAGAAUGUGUGGAGUAGAGGAUGCUGAUUGCUGAUGUAAAUUUUGAGUCAAAACUGGAUAGUUUUCCUCUUACAGAUGCUUUAUCAUUCAGCCAUUUACAUCUUUUUUCUCCUGUUUUGUUGUCCCAUUUUAACUUUUAGAAAUGUAUAGCCUGCAUCAAACUUAAAAUUUGUGUCUUUUUUCAUAAAUUAACAUGAUUGUUCAGUUUCAACAUUCAUUUUGUUGCCCAUUGACUGUUUUUGAUUAAUUAUAAAAUGAUUUAAAGCGAGAUAUUUUUGUCACAGAUAUUUUUAUACAGCAUUUUUAGGAAAUUGUGUUUGUGAAACAAAGUUUUCCAAUCCAAUUAGUCUUUUUAGACAAAUGCGUUAGAUUAAACAGAGCAUGGUGUUUAGUCAUAUACUAUUCACAACUUCAUACACUUUGCAUAUUGGCCUCAUUUGUUGGGAGACAUCCCUUCUACAUGUUUUUCUUUCAGCCAUUCACAACUUUUUUUCAAGUUUUGUUGUCCAGUUUUUACUUUUUUUAAAUGUUGCUGGCAUCAAACUUAAAAUUUGUAUCAAUUUUUCAUAAAUUAACACAAUUUUUCAGAUUCAACAUUCAUUUUGUUGUCCGUUGACUGUUUUUGAUUAAAUAUAAACUGAUUUAAAACCAUGAUCAGCUGUUUUCACUUAUAUUUUUACACAGCGAGGUUGUAAAAAUGAACUUUUCCAAUCUUAUUAGUUUUCCCAGACUAAUAAAUUAAAUUAAACUGAGAAUGGUGUUUAGCCAAAUACAUGUUGUUACAGUAAUGUUAGAAUAAUCUUAUAUUUAAUCAUCAGAUGCGUCUAAUAGAGUAAAUUCAUAAGAUUCACCACCUGAUAGUGGUUUUUUUGAGCCACGACUUUCGAAUAAAGCUACUGAUGGUUAAAAAUCAUAGCUGACUUAUUCCUGUUGUCUCUCAAUUUACAUUUGAAUCAUCACAUCUUUUAACCCGUUCAUGAAUAAAUGAGCUUCUGUGCUGUCAUCUCAACAUUUUUAUGUACAGAUCAGUUUGUCACUUCAUGUUUUUAUCACUUCAUAAAUAUGGGGGUGAAGGACAUAACACUUUUCUUUUUCCAUUUCAGUGCAGCAAAAGAAAAAGUCGAUGAAGAAACAAGGAAGAGGAGACACUGCCAGCAUCCCCCUCUCCUCACCAACAGGGAGCAGCAGUGUCCAGGUCUACCAUGAGUACCAGAAGGUGGCUUUCAAGAUCUAUCCCGAGAAUGGUCAUGCUAUAGAAAACGGUUCUCACACCAGGAGAGACAAGGUCAGCAGCCGAGAAGAUGCGGGGAAGAUGUCCUGUGUGCCGGACAUCAUCUCUCACAGUCAGGAGCAGAGGUGCAGCAUGAAGGAGGACGGUUUUCACAGAAACUCCCUUUGGAUGAUGGAUUCAAGCAGCCAGGCCUAUUCAGGGCAGGAGGACAACUCCACAGACCCACAUGAGACCCUGACAGAGACUUCAACUCUGACCUUUAUGGAUGCCCACACUAUGGAUGAAUCGGUGGAGAACCACAGCCUGCACGGGGUGGGGAUGGUUUACCUGAAGGAGUUUGUGCUAAUAGAUGAUGACGAUGACGGAGACAUGUCGCUCAGAGAGAAAACUGUGACAGACAUGUCAGUAAUGGGUGGAAAAGCAGCUGAACUGGUGUGUGGGAGGCUGCUCUCUACUUCCAGUGGAUCAGUGUCGGAGUAUAAGGAGGAAUCCUCGGCUCCUGAAGCACCUGCACAGGAGGAAGUGGAGACUGAACCUGGAAAGAAACGCUGCUGUCACUGCUCUGUUUUAUGACCGAGCAGGACAUGAGAGAUGGUUCCUGAUAGUCAAGGUGUUAAACUGGGCUUGUGUGUGUUUCUGCUGCACAUUUAUAGCUAUGGUAGCAUCCUAAAGUCAUGUUAUGAUGUUUCUGAUCAGCUUUUACUCUGAAAAACACAAAAACUGUUAUUUUUUGUUGUUUUGUUUGAGCUGACAGCCACAAAUGAAGACGUCUUAUUUACAGUAUUGUUAAGAAUUGUGAAAUGUGUGUGUGUGUGUGAUAAGAGGUUAAUGCUUUCAGAUUAAUUAACAUCUUAAGAGCUCUUUUUAAAGUGUAAACAAUAUCUUUGGGGUCAGUUUUAACAUUUUGAUACUAAUAAAACGCAUGUUUGCCUAACAUCAUGGAGUUUGUGAUAAAUCCACAAAAAUGAUAAAAAAGAUACGGUGCUGACAACAAAUAAAGAUACUUCCAUAACCAAACUAUAUGACUUACUAAUUUUAGUUUUAAUGAUUCGUUUGACUGUAUGAGGCUAAUUAUGAGAAAUGACAGGUGUGUGUGCCUCUGACUGGGAGCUGGUGAGGUGUGAGGAGCUUAUAUAUAGUCUGUGCUGACUCAUGAGCUCAUAUGCUGUAGUAGUAAGAGGUUCUCGAGGCUUUAAAGGAGUCUUGUUAAAGAUGGUUUCAUGGAAGCUGGGCUGAUCUUUCUGGUUGUUUUAGUGGCAGUGAUUUAGUUUCUCUUUGUUUCCUGCAAAGCCUGGUUUAUUUAAAGGUAUGUCUUUGUGUCGGUCUAGUUUUUCUUUCUUUCUAUCUUUAAUCGCCUGAAAGCAAAGAUGAACUGUCCACCUGCCGUGUGUCCCUGCUGUAAACAGGUGACAACGUUCAGAGAAUACAGCGACCAAAUUUGGAGGAAGUCUGCACCUUUUUUUCACAAGAUUGUUUCAUUUUUAGGAUAACUCACUGACUGAUUGUAGUACUUGGUAUCAUACUGGUUCAGGAAGAGUGUAAGAGAGUGUGUGAUGCUGCAGUAGAUAAUUAAAUCAGCCCAUUCAUCACAAUAAGAAAAACUUCUCUGGACUUGAAAUCACAGACACUGCCUGAAGAGGAGAAGGAAUCACCUGACUUGUUAUCACUACCAGGUUCAAAAGUCAGCGUCCAUGAUGGGCUAAGAGCGCUCAUGUGUGCACGAGUAGCUUACACCUCUUGGAAGACAGCAUUAACGCCAAACAGGUUGUGAUGAAACAUAUGCUGCUGUCCAAAUGAUGUCGUUCUCAGGGAAAAGUCUUCACUAACUUUCCAAAAGUUCAAAUUUGAUAAAAGAAAACCAAAACUGUUGAGCAGCUGAAACUCUUUGUGUAUCAGAGAAGAAUGAGGCAACAUUAAACUUUUUAAAACUCCGGAAACUGAUCCCCUCAGUCCUCAAAAGGUGUCAUUAAGAGGAUAUGUUGCAGCACGAUUGUUGUAAACAGGUCCUUUUUCUGGCAUCAGAUUUAAAAUAACAGUAACCCUUUAUUAUAACACUUUAUAAUGUGUUAUAAUGUGUUAUAACUGUUACCAACAGUUGCAUUGCAUUAUCUAUGUGGGCAUUGUCAGUGAGUUGUUAACAGUUAUAACACAUUAUACUACCUGACCUUGUAAGUCAUGAUAAAGUGCUUUAUAAUGUGUUUUGAUUAUUGCUAUAAAGCAUUAUGAUCAUUUAUGAGUGUUUAUAACUAUACUUAUACUGUGCUAUAACAUGAUUAUAAUGCAUUAAACAUGUAUUUACGAUGCGUUAUAGAGAAAGGCGUCAAAUAAUUUCAGUUCUCACAUUUAGUUUUUUGUCUUUGUACUACUUUCAAUUAAAUAUUUAAAUGUUAAUCAAAAUUCAAUUCAUCUGAUUUGCAAACCAUCAAAUAUAUAUUUUUAAUCAUUUUACAUAAGUAUCGUUCCUGUUAGAUACUCAUUUUUCCAGUGUACUUAUGUUGAUAAGAAUUUGGGUUUGCAAAUGUAAUGAUAUUGAAGGGAUCAAAAGAGCUCCAGUAACACUUGUAGUUCAGGAAAACAACUUUAUUUGACCGAUGUGAAACAACACUCUUUGAUGCAUUUCUGAUGACCCUGAUGAAGGCCACAGGCCAAAACGCAUCGGUGAAAUAAAGUUGUUUUCCUGAAUUACAAGUGUUGCUUUAGCUCUUUUGACCCCUUAAGACCUUUUCUCUCCAAGCACCUUGGAAGUUGGUGAAGUUGUGCUGGAACUUUUGUCCUCAAAUAUAAUGAUAUAACAUUUUCUAUGUAUGAUAAAUUCAUCAGCUGGACUGGUUUUGUGGUCUCAUUUUUACCAGGGAACCGUUGAUAAAGGUUUGGCACCACAGUGCAUGGAUCCCUGAAUAUGCCUCAGAAACUUCUCAGGAAUCGAGCCACAAACAUGACGG